Molecule: messenger RNA, 1916 nt
Organism: Schistocerca gregaria
Lineage: Eukaryota; Metazoa; Arthropoda; Insecta; Orthoptera; Acrididae
Exons: 8
Coding region: 534-1781 (415 amino acids)
Molecular function (GO): NADP binding; N,N-dimethylaniline monooxygenase activity; flavin adenine dinucleotide binding
Source: RefSeq, a predicted model, not a curated record
GGUGCCACUUUUGCAUCAGCUGUUGUGUUUAAGACAUAACGCUUGAAUGUGUUAGUGUGGGAUAGUGGGGGCGUCGGAGAGGAAAUUUUCGGUACAUACGUGUACGAGUUUAAUGAGAUGACAGAAAACUUCGUUCACCACAAUAUUCACUGAUUGUGUGUCACCAUCUGUCAUAUGAUGAACUUCGAUGAACCACCACUGUUCAGUUCCUAAUAAAGUUCCAUCACAAUUUAAUACUUACACCCUGUUAUCAGGGUAAAACUUUUCAUUGAACGAUUUGUAAAGUAAAUCGUUAGUUGAGUAUACAGCACGAGACAAUCGUUUCUAUCAAUUCCCUGUCAGGUGUGUGAUUAGAGCUUGCCGUUAGCGAGAAAGUGCAAACAGCUGUUAUGUAUUCAUAGUUUGUUUUGAUGACAGCCUUGAGAGUAUUUAGCGAUAAGAGAGCUAAUUUCGACCAGUAGCGUAACCCAACGCAUAUAUUCCGUGUAUCUCUGUAGGAAUAUUCGCACUGUUGCUGAAGUUUUAUUAUUCAGAUGCAGUCUGUGUGCAUCGUGGGAGCUGGGGCCGCUGGUCUGUGUGCAGCAAGACUUUUGAGUGCCGCUCAUGGCUUCAACAUAGUGGUUUUUGAGCAGUCUACAACAGUUGGUGGCACUUGGCGAUACACCGAUGACCCAGCUGUGGAUCCACAUUCCAGUAUGUACUGCAACCUAAGAACUAAUUUGCCAAAGGAAAUAAUGGGAUUUCCAGACUACCCAUUCCCUGACUCAGGUGAAUCUUUCGUGCAUCACACUAAGGUUUUAAAAUAUUUGGAACAUUAUGCCAUCCACUAUGAGCUUCUCAAAUAUAUAAAAUUCAGGACCAGAGUAAAACAUGUGACACCGAAACAUCCUCAGGAUAACAGGACAGCUUGGAUAGUAACAGUGGAGGACUUAAGAACAUGUACCGAAGAAACGUCCAUAUUUGAUGCAGUAUUUAUAUGCAAUGGGCACUAUUCUGAGCCAUACAUCCCUUAUAUUCCUGGACUAGAAAAAUUCAGUGGUGAAGUCUUCCACAGCCAUGUGUAUCGUAAACCAGAUGGUAUAAGUGGACCUGUUUUAGUGUUAGGAGCAUCAUCAUCUGGAAUUGAUAUCAGUCUUGAAUUAGCUGCUGCCAUGGAACAGAAAAUAUAUCUUAGUUCAAGAAAAGAAGAAAGAUACACUUGUGAAUUGCCACCAAAUGUUAUCCAAGUUCCUGGAGUGUCGUAUGCAACUGAAGAUGGUUUUGUUAUGACAGAUGCUUCUGUUUGUAAAGUGAAAACACUUAUUCUGUGUACAGGUUACUGUUACUCUUACCCCUUUCUGUCUGAAGACUGUAAAAUGGAUCAACCGGAUCACUGCAGAGUAAAUCCUUUGUACAAACACUUGAUUCAUAUGGAUUUCCAUACACUCUACUUUCUUGGAAUCCCGCUUAUAAUUGUGCCUUUCCCAAUUUUUUAUUAUCAGGUGAAAUUUUGUAUGAAAGUGCUUGAUGGCACAUUAAGAUUGCCAACUCGUGCUGAGAUGGAACGUGAAACUUCUGAAGAUUUACAACUACGGUUAUCAUUGGGAAUGCCAGAACGUUAUCAGCACAAAAUGGGUAACCUGCAAUGGAAUUAUAUUGAUAAUUUAUCUCAGUUGGCAAAUGUUCCUCCUUUGCCUCAGUUCUAUAAACAAAUUUAUGAGAAGGUUAGUGAGCAUAGAAAAACAAACAUUUUAGGUUACAGGGAGGCCAAUUACUCAACAGAAACUUGUGAUAGAAUAUGAUAGUAAUCUUGAAAAUGAUUUACUUAACAAAAGUUAACACUUUAUGUUAAAUAUACUGUUUAAAUACCAACUUCCUUUUAUGAAUGAAAUUAUGUAUAUAUUUUGCUUCAUUAAAAUUUCACAAUUUUAUGUUUU